CUCUGCUCUGCACUCGUCUCUCAUGAAGGGAAGUUAAGUUUUGUUGUUGUUGUGUUUGUUAGCUGCUAACUUUAGCUCUGUAAACAUGUCUGACCUGCUAACAAAGAUAAAACACAGCGGGAAGGAGAAGAAGAAGACUUCUGUUUCUCAGACUGACUUACAGAAGCUCGGGUUAACAGGGAUCACGCUGCGGCCCUACCAGCUGGACGGGGUUCAGUGGCUGUCUGAGUGUCAGAGGAACCAGCAGGGAUGCAUCUUAGGAGACGAGAUGGGUUUGGGGAAAACCUGCCAGACCAUCUCUCUGCUGGUGUUCAUGUCCGGGUCUCUCGGGCAGAGCGGUCCCUUUCUGGUUCUGAGUCCGCUGUCCGUCAUGGAGAACUGGAGGAACGAGCUGCAGAGCUUCGCUCCCUCUCUGACUGUGUUGUGUUACAAAGGAGACAAAGAGAGACGGGCUACGCUCCAGAGAGAAACCAAACACUUCCAGGUUCUGCUCACCACGUACGAGCUGUGUAUGAAUGAUGCCUCCUUCCUAAAGCGGUGGAAGUGGAAGGUUCUGGUCGUGGAUGAAGCUCACAGACUGAAGAACGCAAACUCACUGCUGCACAGAACUCUGACGCAGUUCUCUGUGGGUUUCCGGGUGCUUCUGACGGGGACUCCGAUCCAGAACAACCUGCAGGAGCUCUACUCCCUGCUGAGCUUCAUCCAGCCGGCCGUCUUCAGCGCCAAGGAGACGGACGACUUCUGCAGCAAAUACGCCAACGUGCAAAACCAACCGGCUCUGGCCUCUGAGCUGCAGGGCAUGCUGGAGCCCUUCCUGCUGCGCAGAGUGAAGGCUGAGGUGGCCGUGGAUCUGCCCAAGAAGACGGAGCUGCUGGUUUAUCACGGCAUGUCGGCGCUGCAGAAGAAAUACUACAAAGCCUUUCUGAUGAAGGACCCGGAUGCUUUUGGAGGCGAUCAGGGCAGCAGGAACCGUCUGCUGAACAUCCUGAUGAACCUGAGGAAGUGUGUGGACCACCCCUACCUGUUCGAUGGAGUGGAGCCGGAGCCAUUUGAGAUGGGGGAACACCUGGUGGAGGCGAGCGGGAAACUGUGUCUGCUGGACAGCAUCCUGACUCACCUGCACAGAGAGGGCCACAGGGUGCUGCUGUUCUCUCAGAUGACGAAGAUGCUGGACAUCCUACAGGACUACAUGGAGUUCAGAAGUUUCAGCUACGAGCGUCUGGACGGGUCGGUGCGCGGCGAGGAGAGGAAUCUGGCGGUGAAGAACUUCAGCAGCAAACACAUCUUCGUGUUCCUGCUGAGCACCAAAGCAGGGGGCGUCGGUCUGACCCUCACGGCUGCUGACACGGUCAUUUUCAUGGACAGUGACUUCAACCCUCAGAACGACCUGCAGGCGGCGGCGCGCUGCCACCGCAUCGGGCAGAGCAGGCCGGUGAAGGUGAUCCGGCUCCUGGCCAGAGACACGGUGGAGGAGAUCUUGUAUUCUCGAGCGGUUUCCAAGCUGCAGCUCACCAACACGGUGAUAGAAGAGGGACGCUUCUCUCUGAUGGACCAGGCGCAGUCAGCGGCUGGAGGGCUAAAGCUCAGUGAGAUCUUGAAGUUCGGGGUAGAUAAGCUGCUGUCGUCGGAGGAGAGCUCGGUGCAGGAAGUGAAACUGGAGAAGAUCCUCGGUCCGUCUCGUGAGGGUCGGUGGGCGGAGGAAGACUUCAGUAACGUCAGAGAGGAAGAGGAGGAGAAAGAGGAAGAGGACAAACAGAACCACAUGUACUUCUUCGAGGGGCGGGACUACAGUAAGGACCCGAGCUCAGAGGACCAGAGCAGCUUCCAGAGGCUCCUGGAGGACCAGGAGGAGGUUCAGAGAGGAGGAGAGGGAAGAACGCUCAGACACAAAGCUGGA
Trematomus bernacchii (emerald rockcod) is the source of this 1897-nucleotide messenger RNA. RefSeq names its product chromodomain helicase DNA binding protein 1-like (gene chd1l). Gene Ontology annotation, molecular function: ATP-dependent chromatin remodeler activity; ATP binding; DNA helicase activity. The record is from RefSeq and is a predicted model, not a curated record. Gene Ontology annotation, biological process: DNA repair; chromatin remodeling. Gene Ontology annotation, cellular component: nucleus. Lineage: Eukaryota; Metazoa; Chordata; Actinopteri; Perciformes; Nototheniidae.